GCAACCAUGUUGUCACACUUAUUCGACACAAAGGUAAAAUUUAUUGUUCAGCUCCUAUUUUUGAACUAGCCUAUUUUUCAUUGCGUUAGAAGUACUGCAUUAGUUGGCAUACAGUUGUCAGUCUAUGUAAACUCCCUGCAUCUGCAAAGGGAGUGGAUCUGCCAUCCCUUCCCCCAUCAACACCACCAUCAUCACCGCCGGACCAGUGAACACCAGGCUCGGCACAUCAUUUCACCGUUAUGGCAAAUGAAUUCCCAGAAAACAGAGAAGGAACUGCCAACUCACGUCAUGCUAACCUCACGUCGUCUCUAGACCUGAGCACGUCUCUAGAUCACAGUGUGCAGACGCGAAUUUUUAAAAUCAUUGUCAUCGGGGACUCAAAUGUGGGCAAGACCUGUUUAACCUUCCGCUUCACCGGCGGAGCCUUCCCAUGUAAGACUGAAGCCACCAUCGGCGUGGAUUUUAGGGAGAAAGCCGUGGAGAUAGAGGGCGAGAAAAUAAAGGUACAAGUAUGGGACACAGCGGGCCAAGAGCGUUUUCGGAAGAGCAUGGUGGAGCACUACUACCGCAAUGUGCAUGCUGUCGUAUUUGUAUACGACGUCACAAAAAUGGCCUCAUUCCAGAACCUAAAGACCUGGAUUCAGGAGUGUAACGGGCAUGGGGUGUCAUCCGCAGUACCUCGUGUUCUGGUGGGUAACAAAUGCGACCUAGUUGACCAGAUCCAGGUCCCUUCCAACACUGCCCUUAAGUUUGCCGAUGCCCAUAACAUGCUACUGUUUGAAACAUCCGCCAAAGAUCCCAAGGAGAGCCAGAAUGUGGACUCCAUUUUCAUGUGCCUGGCAUGUCGUCUAAAAGCCCAAAAAUCCCUGAUCUACAGAGACGUGGAGAGAGAAGAUGGCCGAGUGAGGCUGACACAUCAGCCCGACCCUAAGAGUAACUGCCCGUGUUGAGGACCUUAAACUGUGAAAUUAUUAACAUUGAUGAUUCACAAUGCAAGAAUGUGCCUGCAACUAAUUUUAGUUACUUUAUGACAGCUGCUCCAUGAACUGUUUUUUUGGGGGGGGUCCGUGUGCUUAUUAUAUUUCAUGUUUUUUUGUUUUUUUUCCCCCCCAAAUACACCAUCACUAAAAAGGCAAAUCCCACUAAACCUGUUAAGAACAUGUUCAAGUUGUAUAUCAUCUCAAAAUCAAAAGAAAGAAAUGAUAAAUUAGGUUUUUUUCCUGAAAGACAAUUAUGCUAUUUAAGAUGCCAGUUUUUGCAUUGUGACAUUAUUUCCAUGAUAAUUAAGCACAUUUUCAUCAUUACUGGAGUUAAAACUAAAAUACUUCCUUUAAUUUAUGCUGAUAUAAUAAAUAUAUAUAUUACAGAAAUAACAAUCUAAUGACAAUCAUCUUUUUUAAAAACAUCCAAAAUCAUCAAUUGAAAGUAAAACAUCCAUAUUUUGAUAUUUCUGGUGAGGAAAUGUGCUAAAUUUCCAUAAAAAAUAAUGUCAAAGUGCAAAAAGUUCUGAUGGCCCUACAAUGUUUCUUUUUAUUUAUUAAAAGAAAAUGCAAGGUGGACAUGUUAACACAAGAUUUUACCCAUGUGUAACACAUAUUUUCAGUCCUUCAUGCUUAAUUCAGGGCACAUUUUACCACUUAAAGGUUUGAAGAAACGUGAGAUUUGUAGGAUUUACAGUUAUUUGUUUCUGCCACACAUUUGUUUGGAUUCAUCCAUCAGCAUAAAAUCAAGUCUAGAUAUCGCUUAGUGAAAAAAGACAUAAUAUCUCCAUCGUCACUGGCUUAUGGUCUUAAUGUUUUAGCCGUCAGAACCUGCACUUGGAAUCUAAACCUUCCAGCACUGCAUGAGCAGUUACACAUGAGUUUCUACAGUGAUCAUUCAGAUGUUUGUAUUGCUUAAAACUUAUUUUUGCCACCCUUGCAAGUUGUUUGUCAUAGCCUUGUGGUUACUCACUAAUAUUUCUCCCUCACUUACUGCAUGGACACAUUUGAAACCCUUUAAAAUUAUGAACUGUUAAAACAUAUUCUGAUGAUUAGCAUUAAAUAGUUAGUGACCCAAAUAUUAAUGUAAUCUGAUAACAGUCAUAAUUUACCACAUGCUCAUAUCCAUGCACCUUGGGAAAGAGUGUAACCAUGUGUGAAGUUUUAUGUAGCAUCACAGUAUUUCACCAGCUUAAGGUGGUUCUUCCAAAUGCAUAAACACUCAAAUAUGAACAAAAGCAAGGUUCAAACAGGCUAAUGAUUGUUACAUUUUAAUUCAAAAGAACCAGAAAAUAGUGAUUUUACCUUGACAAAGAAUGGCAGUUUGAGUGUUUUUGUGGAAGGGGUUGCUGAUGAUGUAGAAAUGUUGAUUAUCAAAUGAGCGAGUGCAAUUUGGUGCCCCUGUGAUUGUUUUUGUUUUGUUUUGAUUUUGUGUAACCUCUAUCCACUGCUUAUUUUGUUCUUUCAGUUCUACAGGAGAAGUUGCAGUUUUCUGUGUGGUUUCAAAUGCUUUCAGAUUCAUAAGAGAAUUCUCUGGUUUCAACAGUGUUAGCCUUAUAUCUGCUGAAGAGAUUGAAGCCUUAUAUCUGCUGAAGAGAUUGAAGCCUUAUGAUUUGUCUUGUUUUUGUGCCCUUGCUGUGUGAUAUGUUAUGUUAUGUAUGUUUGGUUUUAAGCACCAAAUUAAAUCUCAAAUAUCCUGAAGCACUGAAUCUUUUAUUAGCUGAGAAACACUUUAAAACAUUAACAGUUAUUGGAGUUCAUGUUUUAGAGAAACAAAGCAUAGAUGAUUUUUGCACUGAAGAAGUGAUUUUCCAAUGUUGGUAAUUAACAUAUGGUGAAAACCGUAUUGCAUUUGUAAAAUCCUACUCAACAGAAAUUAUUCAUUGAUUUACUUUGUACAGUAUUAGCAAUACUAAUAGAGAGCAUGCAACAAUAAGCAUCCUGCUGUCAUAAAUAAUUCCAAUAAACAAAGAUGAGUUAAA
Labeo rohita (rohu) is the source of this 2962-nucleotide messenger RNA. It is a transcript of the gene rab33a, whose product is annotated as RAB33A, member RAS oncogene family. The transcript is spliced from 2 exons. Lineage: Eukaryota; Metazoa; Chordata; Actinopteri; Cypriniformes; Cyprinidae. Gene Ontology annotation, molecular function: GTP binding; GTPase activity. Gene Ontology annotation, cellular component: endosome; Golgi apparatus. Gene Ontology annotation, biological process: Rab protein signal transduction. The coding region runs from base 240 to 950 and encodes 236 amino acids. The record is from RefSeq and is a predicted model, not a curated record.